UGUGUGUGUGUGUGUGUGUGCGCGCGCGCGCGCGAGCCAGCCAGUGUGUGUGAGAGAGACGCAGAGUAAGAUCGGACAAGCGAGCGGACUUGACAUACAAGAGAAGCAAGCAGCGAAGUAGUUGAGAAGUGAUCAUGGAGAGGAUGAUAUCAGGACGCGUGUGGCUCGCUUGCGUUUCUCUUUUCUUCACACUGCAAGUGUGUCUGGCUUCAGUGUCAGUGAAGGUGACUCCUACAGUGGAUGUGAUUAUAGGAGAAACUGCCCGGCUGCCCUGCUCCUACUCCACCACUGGGGCCAUGGCCGUGGUCCAGUGGUUCAUUGAGUCUGCAGGCACACGGAAGCGUGUAGCUUUCAGGUCAUCCACAGGUGUCGGCCUUGAUAAAGAUACACCGUUAACAGACCGUGUCACCAUGGAAACUGACAUGACCCUAGUCAUCUCUCCAGUAAAGGUGAUGGAUGAGAGGAGCUUCUUCUGCCAGGUGGACGGAGGACCUGUGGGUACCUCAGAGGCUGAGACCAAACUCAUGGUGUUCUUUGCUCCGGAAAAGCCAGUGGUGUCUGAAAAUACCCAAAUCAUUCCUUUAACCCCAAAUAACCCAGUUGCACAUAAGGUGGGCAAAUGCACCAGCAACAAUGGUCACCCUGAGCCUCGGAUCAUCUGGUUUAAAGACUCCAAACCUCUGCCAGAAGUGACCGAUCCUAAAGAGAAGAUAUACAUGGUCCCGAGUGUGGUGAAGGAGUCCUCAGGUCUCUUCACGGUCACAAGCACUCUGUACAUCCAACCCGAGAAGAUCGAUGCCAAGUCAGUGUUCCACUGCACCGCGGAGUACAGCAUGCCGAACGGGGAUAUCAAAAAGGAGAACUCGGAACCGUUCAACCUCACGCUGCUCUACCCAGCAGAGAACGUGUUCUUCAAAUUGUUGAACACGUCACAGAUCAAAGAGGGAGAUGAUGUUCAGAUGAAAUGUGAGACGGAUGGGAACCCUCAGCCUCAGUUCGAGUUCACCAAAGAUGGAAGGACACUAGCAAGUGGGACGGGAUUGUUUAUUCUGCGCAAUGUCACUCGCAGUGACUCUGGUACCUACACGUGUGAAGCACAGGACUUUGAUGCAGAUAACGUUGAACUGACCAAGACCCUCACCAUCACUGUGCACCAUCUGGACCCAGUAUCUGUGGUGCCAGCCAGCCCUUUGAUGAUUAAAAAAGGUGAUCAGGCUGAGCUUCAGUGCAAGACCAGGUCUUCUGAUGAGUACACCCUUUCAUGGAUGAAGGAUGGUAAGCAGCUGCUUCAGAAAGGUGUCCUGACUCUGCUGUCCGCAAAUCUGGGCGAUGCUGGCGAGUAUGUGUGUGUUGCAUUAGUCCCCUCAGUGCCGGGCCUGAGGAAGCAAGCUAAUAUCACAGUAAUUGUCUCAGGUUCACCUGAGAUUGGUGAGCCCAUGCCAGGGAAGGUUGAAAAGCAGGGUAGUAUGGUCACUCUGAGGUGUUCUGCUCAAGGCUAUCCUGCUCCCCAGUUCGUCUGGAAACCCUCUGGCAAAGUGUCAUUAGAUGUAAAUGGAAAUACUUUCACCAGCACAGUCACCCUGGAGGCCACAGCUGCCGUUAUCAAAGAUGGCGUCACUUGUGAGGUAACCAAUAUGCACGGUGCAGACAGCAAGAAGAUCAUGGUCGAAAUCCAGUCAGACAACACCGUCGAACAAGAUAACGGUGUAAAAGGAAGCCCAGUGUUUGCAACAGCAGACACUCAGCAGGGUGGCUCUAAAGGAGUGGUGGCCGCUGUGUUGGUGUGUGUCCUGCUCCUGCUCCUGCUGGUGGCUGCUCUUUAUUUCCUCAGUAAGAGGGGAAGGAUGGCCUGUCGCAAGAAGGAGGUGAAGGAAGUUGCGCCCGGGGAGGAGAUGAAAUCCGGCAAGAAUGAGGAGUCAGGGCUGCUUAAUAAACCCCCUGUAGAGCCGUGAUAUGAGAGAAGAAUAUGGAGGAAGACAAAUCAUCUGAGGAAUUGAAGCAGGGGUGCUUGUGUUUUUUUUUUUUCCUGAGUGAGGCUCCAACCUGAAGCAGAGGAGCAGAUAUAUCUGAGCUGUAAAUUUUGUUUAGGGUCGGGUUGGGGGAGGCAGAUGGGGUUAGAAUCUGUGGGUUGGGUUUGACAUAGUGGUUGGGGUUAAGGACAGUGGGUUUGAACAACUUUUGUAAAAGUGGUCUUCUUUUAUUUUUUAUGCGGGUGGGGUAAAUUUAAAACUUUGGGGUUUUUGUUUUGCUAAAGUGAGAAACCAGUCAUGCAAAUCAUUGCCCACUCAUCAUGACUCUGCAAACUAGCUGUGGAAAAGAAAGCAUCGCAGACUCAAUCCAGCACCGGACAUGCUGCCAAAUUUCUUUUCUAUCCCAGAAUCCAGAUCUUUUAAUUAAAUCACUGUGCCACUGGAUUGAUCUUUACCCUCUUUUCAACUUAGUCUGCAUUAGACACUGCACUUACUGUCUGUUCUUUCUCAACUCUUCCCACUAUAAGUGCACUGACACCUGCUGACCAUCUUUUAAAAACACUGCUCAUAAGCAUACACUCUGUCCUGUACAAAUUGCCUGACCAUGGACUUGCAUGCUACUGAAAACAGCCUGUCAUUUUCCCUACGUUGUAUGCAUAGCCAAAUGUUUGCUUUUUAAUAUAUAUAUAUAUAUAUAUAUAUAUAUAUAUAUAUAUAUAUAUAUAUAUAUAUAUAUAUAUAUAUAUAUAAUAUAUUUGUAUUACAUUGUAGCUUCCUAUAAAGCACUACCAAUCUAUUUGUAAAGUUUGAACAAACCAAAUGCUUGGAGGUGCCAUGGGGCAAGAGAUUAGAAAGCGAGAAAUUCAAGUUCAUGCCACUGAUUGCUCUGAGAUGUACAGGUCAAAACAAUAAGUGUUAAAAAUAUUGUUUGUUUUUUAAACCUGGUGUCCUUGCAAAAUGCCUUUCUUUCUUUCUUUCUUUCUUUCUUUCUUUCUUUCUUUCUUUCUUUCUUUCUUUCUUUCUUUCUUUCUUUCUUUCCUUCCUUCCUUCCUUCCUUCCUUCCUUCCUUCCUGAAUCUGGAUGACUCAGUACAACCUGGUCAUAUUCAAAUUUUGUGUUCAUUUGAGUAAUUUAAAAGGAUGUGGAGAGAAAUAUAGCAGUCUUCUCUAACCACAUAAUUAGACUUUAAAGCUGGGUUACAUGUACUUUAGUCCAUGGAACUUGUCAAGACGCUGCACCCAUGCACAGUAUUACGAUUAAGACACCCUGUUGUUUCUGUUGGGUGUUAGCCAUAUUAUUUGUAAUUGAAAAAAAAAUAAGUAGUAAAACAUGAAUUUUCCCCAGAUGUAAAACUGCAAAUGGACCUAAAAUUAAGUUACAAAGCACGAGUGCUGCUACAGACCAUGUCCCAAACCACGUUUACGUCUACUGAUUCUCAUCACUCCAUGUGCCUUUUCUCAGACCUUCUUUAUUUGUGUUUAGAUGACCGUGUCUAUUUAAAUGUCUCCAGCCUCUCACCUAGCUCUAGUUUCAUGGCCCUGUACAAGUAAGGUGAAAAUAAGUAGAAAAGAGUCUCAUCAAUGAGAGUAGAUAUGGAAAUGUUAGGAUUAUGGCCACACAUGGUUUAGUUUUAUUUCUUUUUUGAAACCAAAAAAAUAUAUAAAAGAUUGUAGAGGUGUUGAAUUCUCUGUCAUAUUAGGAGGCUUCAUUCCCCAAAGCUCGACCUGUGUCACUGCUGUUACGUCUGUUCUAUAUUCUUUGAAUGUGAUUAUGUGAAAAUGUCUCUCUCUCACACACACAUACACACACACACACACACACACAAAAAAAAAAAAAAAACAAACAAACAAAAAAAACUAUGUGCUUCUUUCCCACAGGCUCUAGCAAAGCAUUUUAAAGUAAUUAUGUAUGCUCUAACUGAUAUUACAUGUGAGUUAACAGUAAUUGAAUAAGGCUGGUUAGGGAAGUGUGUUUAUACUAUGUUUAUACUAUGUGGAGACUUUGAUUUGAAUAAGAGCUAACUACUAAGUUGUGCAUGUACAUAUUACGGUGGUUUGUAUGUAUUGUAUGUGCUUUCACUAGCUACACACACACUCAAUGCUUUUCUGAAUAUGGGGUUAUAAGAUUUUUCCAGACACUGGUGCCCAUGUUAAUUACAUUUAAAAAUGUUGCUAUACAACAAGCUGAUGUUAUUUUUUAUAUUUAAAUUAGUCUUUUUUCCCAGCUAGAACUUCAUGCCAAUUUAUCACUGAGAUGUGGUCGUGCAUUGUAGCCAUUUUUAUAUAUAUAUAUAUAUAUAUAUAUAUAUAUAUAUAUAUAUAUAUAUAUAUAUAUAUAUAUAUAUAUAUAUAGUGAAAACAGCAUAUUUGUGCAAGUUCUUUUUUCUUCUUCUUUUUUAAAAAGAAACCAUGACAUGUGUUUAAACUACUGAAUUGCUUCUAUUUUAUAUCUGUCAUGUUCACUGGUCUUGCAGGUCAGGUUUAGAUUUCUUGUCAUGAAUGAUAAAGCAUUGUGACGGCUUUUCUCUUUUCUUAUGUAUAUUUUGUGGUAUUAGUUGUGAGCUUUGUAGCCUGUUUUCCCCUUUUGUGGAGCUGUGUAGAAUUUAUACUGACAAAAAAAAAAAUUCCCCACA
Messenger RNA from Ictalurus punctatus (channel catfish), 4602 nucleotides. RefSeq names its product basal cell adhesion molecule (Lutheran blood group) (gene bcam). The record is from RefSeq and is a predicted model, not a curated record. Gene Ontology annotation, cellular component: plasma membrane. The transcript is spliced from 17 exons. The coding region runs from base 135 to 1952 and encodes 605 amino acids. Lineage: Eukaryota; Metazoa; Chordata; Actinopteri; Siluriformes; Ictaluridae.